Messenger RNA from Myodes glareolus (Bank vole), 4331 nucleotides. The record is from RefSeq and is a predicted model, not a curated record. Lineage: Eukaryota; Metazoa; Chordata; Mammalia; Rodentia; Cricetidae.
GUGCUCACACCAGGCCCUGCAGAGCCAGGCUGGUGGUGGCUCAUUGCUGCCCUUGUAGGUAUGCUCUGUUAGCUGGGAAUGGAUGGUGCUUCAGGAGGGCUCAACUGGAGACUGUCAUGGCCUGAGUUGGGGCUACUGGACAAAGGCUGGAGCCACAGAGCCACUGUGUGGUUGGUACAGGGACGUGUUGGAGAGCAGUGGCUGUCUCAUAGCUGGGGAAGCUCUAGGUGUGGAGAAUGUGGAGGACUUGGCCCAGCACCAGAUUCCCCAGGAAGAGCAUGGCCCGUGUGCAGUGCCUGGAAAGGAGGUUCCAGCUGCAGAGGGCAUUGUGGCCUCCGCAAGACAGCUGAUGCUACAUCUAGAAAGGCGGGAUGUUGCCAGCUUUCAUUGUUGUGUGCACAUACGUAUGCAUGUGUGCAUGUAUAUAUGUGUGUGUGCCAGCUACUGGCCUAACCUCUUUUGAAGCGUGGCCCCAAGCCUGAGCUGGGGGUGCUGUCCUAUCCUGGGAGCUCAUGGCCUCAUGUUUGGGCCUCCGCUUCUCUCUUCUUCCUUCUGUGGCUGUGUUGUGCACAGCACCCAGGAGAUUGUAUGCCAGGUGGGCUGUCUCUGGGGGACUUGGCUUAAGUGACCCUCUGUCUUGAUUGGCAUCUCUACAAGGAGUCUGUCACAGUGGUGUCCUCUGAUGUGCUGGGUAUGGCAUCUGCUUCAGCUCUCACCUUCAUAGUGGGCUUUCGGCCCUGCCUUUGUAACAGUCCCUGCUGUGGCAUGUGUGGGGAUCAGGAUGGGAGCCUUGAUUCUAAAGCGGGAGUGACUGCCUGAACUCAGUGUGAAAGUGGGGAGCUAGGGUCAUGCUAGAUCUGAGCACUGGUCCAGGCAUAUUUGAAAUGGCUUCUUGGGAACCCCAAAACCGAGUGUGUGGCUUCUAACACCAGUGCCCUCUUCACUUCUGACUGUGCAUCCAGCCUGUAUGGUUUCUCUUUCAUGUUUGUGGCCCCUGGAGAUAGAAAAUGUACUAGGACUGAGCUCCAAGGCCUCUUGUACCGACCAUGUUGCAGAAGAACAGUUGUUGUGUCUCACUGGCCUCGUCAUGCCCCUCGAGGCCCUGCGUGUCCAUCAGGCUGGGAACACAAAACAGCUCCAUAAAUAGCAUGUGCCCAGCCUGGGUGGGCACUGUUGAAUUUGGGCCCGAGGUGAAAGUACGUCUCUCAGAGCAGAGCACCUCCUCCCCUGCAGCCCGCUCCCAAGGCCCCUCCAUACCAAGCUUGCUACUGGAACAGAGCAUAGGAUGAAUGCCCCGUGGGCUGUCAGGAAGAGUUCUGGAAGAGGUGGGGCUUAAGGAGGUGAGGGCAGCCCAGGGAGGGGCGCUUCCACCCUGCUGAGCUUGUUGGUGAGGGUACAAACCAAUGGAGAGGAGACUCAGGCUUUCCUCACUCAUUACGGCAUGGCAGCCUCAUGGAGAAUGUGCAUAAUGUAGCUGUCACCACUGUCUGGUUCCACAAGGUUUCCUCACUCCAGAGACAGUCCCCAUGAGCCAUCCACCCCAGCCAUACUCUUGGUCCCCAGCAAACCCUUUUGCCUCUGGAUUCACUUGUUCUGUGAAGCCCCACUCUGUGUGGCCUUCUGUGCCUGGGUCUCUCAUAGGGCAUGAUUGACAAGUGUGAGAGUCUUGUUUCUUUUCACAUCGCUAUGAUGCUUCAUUAUGUGUCUAUCAAUGUGUGGACCCUGGCCUGUGCCUUUUGAUUGCUGUGGGCGUUCUGUGUGUGAGACUGUGAUGGGUGCCGUGCAUGCACGUGGUGGUGGAACUUCUGGUGUUGGGGUGCUGUGUUACUGUCUAGGCAUCAGACCUGACCUAAGGGGAGCCUCUGUGACUGGCUGGUGACCCCCAUUGUUGCACAGUGGUGCUUAUGUAGGGCCAGUGUUUUCCUCGCUGGCACCAUGGUAGCCGUUCCUGCUGCUGCUGCCAGUCUCUGAACUUUCCUUUAGCCCAGCUUGGGGGAUAUCCAGGUUAUGAGGUGGAAUAGUGCUUGGGAGAAGCCCUUGUGGCCCUGUCGUAGCUCAUUAGGUGCUGAGCCUUUGCCACCAGACAUGGGGCUUUGCUUUUAUGAAGCAGUUCCAGUGUCCUGAUGGUCCCUGGGAUGGAGCCAGGUGUUAAAGGCAAGCAAGAGACUUGACCCCCCACCCCAUGUCCAGUGUGUUCCCAGAUGGGCGGCUUCACAGCAGGCAGGGCCGGCUGAGCAGUAUCCUCUGUUACAGGGAGAUCCAGCUGCUGCGGCGGCUGCGGCACCGGAAUGUGAUUCAGCUGGUGGACGUGCUGUACAAUGAGGAGAAGCAGAAGAUGUAUAUGGUGAUGGAGUACUGCGUGUGUGGCAUGCAGGAGAUGCUGGACAGUGUGCCGGAGAAGCGCUUCCCUGUGUGCCAGGCCCAUGGGUACUUUCGCCAGCUGAUUGACGGCCUGGAGUACCUGCACAGCCAGGGCAUUGUGCACAAGGACAUCAAGCCGGGCAACCUGCUGCUCACCACCAACGGCACGCUCAAGAUCUCCGACCUGGGUGUUGCCGAGGCCCUGCACCCUUUUGCUGUGGAUGACACCUGCCGGACAAGCCAGGGCUCCCCGGCCUUCCAGCCACCCGAGAUUGCCAAUGGACUUGACACCUUCUCAGGUUUCAAGGUGGACAUCUGGUCAGCUGGGGUCACACUCUACAACAUCACCACGGGCCUGUACCCUUUCGAGGGAGACAAUAUCUACAAGCUGUUUGAGAACAUCGGGAGAGGGGACUUCACCAUCCCUUGCGACUGCGGCCCACCACUUUCUGACCUGCUCCGAGGGAUGUUGGAGUAUGAGCCAGCCAAGAGGUUCUCCAUCCGACAGAUCAGGCAGCACAGCUGGUUCCGGAAGAAACACCCACUGGCUGAGGCGCUGGUGCCCAUCCCCCCGAGCCCAGACACUAAGGACCGCUGGCGCAGUAUGACAGUGGUGCCCUACCUGGAGGACCUGCACGGCCGUGCUGACGAGGACGAGGACGAGGACUUGUUUGACCUUGAGGAUGGCAUCAUCUACACCCAGGACUUCACGGUGCCCGGUGUCGAGGAGGCGGCCGAGGCAGGGCUUAGCGAGGAUGCAUGCGACACAUGCAUGUGGAAGAGCCAGGGCGCAGGCCUUCCUGGAGAGGAGCCCGAGGAGGGGUUCGAGGCCUUAGUGUAGCUCCCUGGCUGCUGCCCUGCCCAUGUCCUCCAUAAAGCUUUGUCCACUGUGUCUGCAGGUGGAUGCUUGCCGCGACUGCCCUUCCCUGUCACUACCCUGGCAGGGUUCCCACCAGGGUACCAAAAUAUACCAGGUUCAAGGCCUGAGCCAGGCCCUCAGCACCAAGGUUACCGCUGGCUAGAUAGAGCUCUGAGGGCCCUUUUCCUGUGCCCCUUAAGCCAGCCCUACUGGAAAGCAUCUCCUGGCCCUUCAGACAGUUGCGUGUGGGAGGGUCAGGCCCCUGGACCCCUGGUGUCCCUGUAGCAAUUGAGGAUUCAGGAAGCAGUACCAGCAGUACCUGAGUCCGGUAUGAGCUCUAGCCACAGUCGUUCUCAAGAUUCACAGUCCUAAUAGCAUCUUCUGUUCAGACAGCGAGGGCCCUGUCACCCUGAGCCCUUGCCUGGAAUGUGUACCACUAGCUAGCUGACCCCGGCAGGACCUCCAUGUGAGCUCAUCAGUGGGGGAGGGAUGCACUUAGGACGCUGACUGCAUCUUUGGGACACUCAGGGAGGCUGUGGUUUGAAAGAAGGCAAGGCUAUGGGGAGGGGUCUGGGGACAUUGUCUGGGUGGCCAAUGGGUCCCAUGUGUCACCUGGAAUAGUGCUGUACAGUGGCAGUACCUCAGGAUAGCCUCGGCACAGGACAGGUGCCUUGUGGGGAGGGAUUUCCUGCUACAGGGGCCACCGUACCUCAUGCCUCAGUCUAGCCCAGAGUGAGGGCCAGGGUGGGUGCUGCCAGUCUUGACAGAAUCAGAAGUUUUGGGAGGAGGGACUCUGGAUACGGGUGGGGUGGGGGGGUGCUGUUGGGUUCCCAUAGUAACAUCUCAAACACCUGGUGGCUGUGCAGUUACAUGCUAGAGACUGCCCACUUGUUGAGGAACUUUGGGAGAGGUGACUUAUCCCCACUGUGAUGGCAGGCCAGCAGAGAAAGCUAGACCUGUAGCCCUCAGCUGGACGGUGCCCACGUGCUCAGCACAGCUAGUAGACCCCAGGCUGAGUGCUUCAUCUCCAUGGGCCUCUUGUGGGUCCAGAGCCUGACUCACUUGGAGAGCUCUGUGAGCUGGUGCUUGGGCUACCCAGGCUAGACAGGCA